GGGAGGCGGCCCUUUUCCGCUGAACGCCGGAAGUUGUUCUCCCCUCCUGCCAGUGGGCCAUGGAGUUGGUGGCACAGUAACGUCUGAGGUGUGAGGAUUGCGGGCCGGCGGCCAUGGAGGCCGUGCUAAACGAGCUGGUGUCUGUGGACGACCUGCUGAAGUUUGAAAAGAAAUUUCAGUCUGAGAAGGCAGCAGGCUCGGUGUCCAAGAGCACGCAGUUUGAGUAUGCCUGGUGCUUGGUGCGAAGCAAGUACAACGAUGACAUCCGUAAAGGCAUUGCACUGCUGGAGGAGCUGUUGCUCAAAGGGAGCAAAGAGGAGCAGCGGGAUUAUGUCUUCUACCUGGCUGUGGGGAACUACCGGCUCAAGGAAUAUGAAAAGGCCCUAAAGUAUGUGCGAGGGCUGCUGCAGACAGAACCCCAGAACAACCAGGCCAAAGAACUGGAGCGGCUCAUUGACAAGGCCAUGAAGAAAGAUGGACUGGUGGGCAUGGCCAUUGUUGGAGGCAUGGCCCUGGGUGUGGCGGGACUGGCUGGACUCAUCGGACUUGCUGUAUCCAAGUCCAAAUCCUGAAUGAGACUGCACCUCUGCCUCUGCCCAGGGAUACAUGGGAGCCCAUGGAGAACACUCAGAGAGGGCCCAUCCAUUCUCGCUGCGUCCCUUUCUUCUCCUGCACCCUGUCACUGUCCUCUGUGGCCUCAACCUCCUCUCCCCAAGAUCUGUCCUCUAGCCCCAGAUCGUGUGCUUUAGGAUGAGUGUAAAUAAAAUUGGGCUUUGACUUGCGAA
Messenger RNA from Myotis myotis, 785 nucleotides. It is a transcript of the gene FIS1, whose product is annotated as fission, mitochondrial 1. Gene Ontology annotation, molecular function: protein binding. Gene Ontology annotation, biological process: autophagy of mitochondrion; mitochondrial fragmentation involved in apoptotic process; peroxisome fission. Bases 114 to 572 code for a protein of 152 amino acids. The record is from RefSeq and is a predicted model, not a curated record. The transcript is spliced from 5 exons. NCBI's taxonomy places the organism in Eukaryota, Metazoa, Chordata, Mammalia, Chiroptera, Vespertilionidae. Gene Ontology annotation, cellular component: mitochondrial outer membrane; peroxisomal membrane.